GCAAGAGGUCACCCACCGCACCUCCAGCGAGCCCGACACAGACCAGACAGGCGACCCACAAUGGAAGCUGCAGAUGCCUCCAGGAGAAGUGGGGCCAGCCUGGAAGCCAGGGGUGCCCGCAGCUUGCUGGGCCCCAAAGGCAGCCUGGAGAAUGAGGCCAAGGGCGAAGGCAAUGAGGCCAGGAUCACCAACGGCCACGGCAGGGAAGCAGCCGAGGGCAAGAGCCUGGGUGGCUCCCUGAAGCCAGGCGAGGGAAAGGGCUCCCUGUUCUUGGGCAACAAGGGGCAGCGGCCCAUCAUCCAGUUUGUUGAGUCUGUGGAUGACAAGGGCUCCAGCUAUUUCAGCAUAGAGUCUGGAGAAGGCAAGGUGUCCCCCUAUGCCAGGCUCCAGCUGGGGGCCACCAAGAAGCCACCUGUCACCUUUGCUGAGAAGGGGGAGCUGCGCAGGUCCAUCUCCUCGGAGCCCCGCAAGCCCACGGUGUCGGUCACGGAGCCUGGGGACCUCUGGCAGAACAGCUCCCCCCGGGCCGCCUCGAGCACCCUCCUGCGUUCCAGGUUGGGCUCCGACGAGGUCCUGUGCGACUCGUGCAUUGGCAACAAGCAGAAGGCCGUCAAGUCCUGCCUGGUGUGCCAGGCCUCCUUCUGCGAGCUGCACCUCAAGCCCCACCUGGAGGGCGCCGCCUUCCGUGACCACCAGCUGCUCGAGCCCAUCCGGGACUUCGAGGCCCGCAAGUGCCCCCUGCAUGGCAAGACCAUGGAACUCUUCUGCCAGACGGACCAGACCUGCAUCUGCUACCUCUGCAUGUUCCAGGAGCACAAGAACCACAGCACUGUGACCGUGGAAGAGGCCAAAGCCGAGAAGGAGACAGAGCUGUCACUGCAGAAGGAACAGCUGCAGCUCAAGAUCAUCGAGAUCGAAGAUGAAGCUGAGAAGUGGCAGAAGGAGAAGGACCGCAUCAAGAGCUUCACCACCAAUGAGAAGGCCACCCUGGAGCAGAACUUCCGAGACCUGAUGCAGGACCUGGAGAAGCAAAAGGAGGAAGUGAAGGCUGCACUGGAGCAGCGGGAGCAGGACGCUGCAGACCAAGUGGAGGUGAUCGUGGAUGCUCUGGAUGAGAGGGCCAAGGUGCUGCAGGAUGACAAGCAGACCAGGGAGCAGCUCCACAACAUCAGCGACUCGGUGCUGUUUCUGCAGGAAUUUGGUGCCUUGAUGAGCAGUUACUCCCUCCCCCCGCCCCUGCCCACCUACCAUGUUCUAUUGGAGGGGGAGGGCCUGGGGCAGUCGCUGGGCAACUUCAAGGACGACCUGCUUAAUGUGUGCAUGCGCCACGUUGAGAAGAUGUGCAAGGGGGACCUGAGCCAUAACUUCAUCGAGAGGAACCACAUGGAGAGUGGGGGUGACCAGCGCUACGUGAACAGCUACGGUAACAGCUACAGCAGCGAGUGGGGUGCUCCAGACGCCGCAAAGAAGUACUCCCUGUACCUCACGCCCAAGGGUGGGGCCAGGACGUCGUACCAGCCGGUGUCCCCCAACCGCCUCUCCAAGGAUAAGACCUUCAACAAUCUGUAUGGCACCAAAGGUAACUACACCUCCCGGGCCUGGGAAUACUCCUCCCCCAUCCAGAGCUCUGAUGACCUGCCUGCCAUGCAAGGCAACUCUUCCUUCUCCCUGAAAGGCUAUCCUUCCCUCUUCAGGAGCCAGAGCCCCAAGGCCCAGCCCCAGACUUGGAAAUCCAGCAAGCAGAAUUAUCUGUCGCACUACCGGCCCUUCUGCGUCAACAAAGGCAACGAGCUCAGGUCCAGCGAGGCCCCAUGAGUGCCAGGCCGGCAGGAACGAGGCGCCGCCACCCCUGCCCGCCCCAGUGGCCCUGCUGCUCUAGCUGUUCCGCUCAUCUG
Lipotes vexillifer (Yangtze River dolphin) is the source of this 1895-nucleotide messenger RNA. It is a transcript of the gene TRIM29, whose product is annotated as tripartite motif containing 29. The transcript has 9 exons. Gene Ontology annotation, molecular function: zinc ion binding. NCBI's taxonomy places the organism in Eukaryota, Metazoa, Chordata, Mammalia, Artiodactyla, Lipotidae. The record is from RefSeq and is a predicted model, not a curated record. Bases 61 to 1815 code for a protein of 584 amino acids.